Cutaneotrichosporon oleaginosum is the source of this 2637-nucleotide messenger RNA. RefSeq lists its product as uncharacterized. NCBI's taxonomy places the organism in Eukaryota, Fungi, Basidiomycota, Tremellomycetes, Trichosporonales, Trichosporonaceae. Gene Ontology annotation, cellular component: intracellular membrane-bounded organelle. Gene Ontology annotation, molecular function: D-type glycerophospholipase activity. The record is from RefSeq and is a predicted model, not a curated record. Gene Ontology annotation, biological process: intracellular signal transduction; phosphatidic acid biosynthetic process; phospholipid catabolic process.
AUGGCCGCUCCAAUCGAUGACGGCUCAAGCAACGCCCCUCACAGGCGCCACAUCAACAAGAUUCGCGAAAAGGUUGACCUCCUCGCAAGUGGCCUCUCCCGCGUCGGCGUCUCCAUCGCAACUACCUGGAACCCCAACCAUCGCCACGACGAGGAACAUGAGAAAGAGGCAGACGCCGCCCUCGAGAAGAUCCGCGACGGUCACCGCUUCCGCUCCUUUGCACCAGAGCGCGAGGCCAACCUCGUCAAGUGGCACAUUGACGGCCACGACUACUUCUGGGCCCUAUCUGAGUUGAUCGAUAAGGCUCAGCACACCAUUAUGAUCCUCGAUUGGUGGCUGUCGCCAGAGCUGCAGCUCCGUCGGCCAGGAGCGUACUACCCAGAGUGGCGGCUCGACAGACUUCUCAAGCGCAAAGCGGAGCAGGGCGUCUUGAUCUAUAUUCAGGUCUACAAGGAGGUCACCGCCUCAAUGUCGCUGGGUUCAAAGCACACCAAGCACGCUCUCGAGGAUCUUCAUGACAACAUUGCCGUCAUGCGUCACCCAGACCACUCCGGGGGCGAGCUCGUGUACUACUUCUCGCAUCACGAGAAGCUCUGCGUCGUCGACGGCAAAUGGGCGGCCAUGGGAGGCCUCGAUGCCUGCUGGGGCCGAUGGGAUACCCCCAACCACCCCAUUGCGGAUGUGCACCCAACCCAGUUCCAGAACUCGCUGUUCCCCGGACAGGACUACAACAAUUCGCGUAUCAUGGACUUCCAGACAGUCGACAAGUAUGCUUCCAACGAGCUCUGCAUCCUUGAGGCUGGGCGUAUGCCUUGGCAUGACACCUCCCUCACCCUCAGCGGUCCCAUUGUGGAAGACCUCGUGGCUCACUUCAGCCAGCGCUGGAAUUUUGUCAAGAAGAUCAAGUACAAGCACGACAGCCGUAUGGACUGGCUCACGCUUCCUGAGCCGUGGAACAGCUACUACAACCCAGACGCUGUCAAGGAAGCCAAGGAGGACGCUCAAUUCCGUGAGGACCACCCCCACCUCGCGGAGCUGAAGGACAUUGGCCGUGAGGCCAUGCACCCCCAGACCACUUUCAAGUCCAUGAUUCCCCGCCAACAGCAUGAGGAGCCCGUGGCAGGUGGUGUCCGUGUGCAGGUGGUCCGUUCCGUCGCAGAUUGGAGUCACGGCACUCUUAUCGAGGACAGCAUUCAGCAAGCGUACAUUUCGAUGAUUCGAGAGGCGAACCACUGCAUCUACAUUGAGAAUCAGUUCUGUGAGUGCACUAACCCAGUGGUAUCUAACAUCAGCAUCACCACCACUGAGACAGGCAAUCCCGUCACCAACCUCAUUGGUGCCGCCAUUGUCGAGAGAAUCGUGUCUGCUGCCAAGGCCGGCCGUCCGUUCAAGGUCUUCGUUUUCAUUCCAGAGAUCCCUGCCUUCCCAGGUGAUAUCCAGGGGCAGUCUGGUCUUAAGGCCAUCAUGGAGGCGCAGUACCGUUCAAUCAACCGCGGCGGUCACUCGAUCUUCGAGAAGGUCCGCGAGGCGGGCUUCGACCCUAACGAGUACAUCUCGUUCUGGAACCUCCGCAGCUACGACCGUAUCAACGCGCCCAAGGGGUACAUCCAAAAGAUGGAGGCAGCCUCGGGCGUCAGCUUCCACGAGGCGCAAGUUGCCAUGGCUCGUGUCUUUGUUGGGCAACCAGGCGAGGAGACAGACGACGGCGAGGUUGUGUUCAUCGAGAAGCCCCACGACCAGCUUACUGCUGCUGAGGAGACCAACAAGGAUAAGAAGACCGCGCAAGACGCAGUUCCUCUGCCAAAGACUGUUGACGAGGCUAUUGCUAUCAUUGAAAAGUUUGAGAGUGGCGCGCCUAGGGAGGACCUGGCGGUCAGCGACAACAUUGGGCAAAAUGCCCUCGAAUCUGGUGUCUCGGUCAACCAGGAGCCGUGGCUCGGUACUGAGCAGGAGGAGCGCGACUCUAUCGUCACUGAGCUUCUCUACAUCCACAGCAAGAUUAUGAUUGUGGACGACCGCCGCGUUAUUAUUGGCAGUGCCAACCUGAACGACCGCAGCCAGAACGGUGAUCACGACUCGGAGAUUGCAGUUGUUAUUGAGGACACUGAAAUGGUGGAGGCGACAAUGGGCGGCAAGAAGUUCAUGGCGACCAAGCUCGCGUCAUCAUGGCGUCGUGCACUCAUGCGCGAACACCUUGGGUUGCAGCCCCCUCUGCCCCCACUCGGGCGCGAGAACCAGCCCACGCCCAACAUGCAGAUGGUGGGGACACCGAACGAGUACGACUGGGGAUCGCCGUCUGAUCUGCUUGUCGCAGACCCGCUUUCGGUCGAGUUCCAGCGCCUCAUGUUCGAGACGGGCAGGCAGAACCGUGCCGUGUUCGACCGCGUAUUCCGCAGCGUGCCGAACGACAUGAUCCACAGCUGGGCGCAGUACAGGGACUACGUCUCGAAGAAUGCGGGGGUCAAGGUCGGCCACGUCGCCAACCCCGAGCUGUCGCUGCACGAGAUCAAGGACCUGCUGUCACGGGUCAAGGGCCACAUUGUGCCCAUGCCCAUCAACUUCCUCAUCGAGGAGAAGUGGCUCACCGAAGGCGACUUCCUCUCCGUCAACCCGAUCACCCUUGCGAUCUACAUCUAA